Molecule: messenger RNA, 1453 nt
Organism: Sinocyclocheilus rhinocerous
Lineage: Eukaryota; Metazoa; Chordata; Actinopteri; Cypriniformes; Cyprinidae
Gene: shisa9b
Product: shisa family member 9b
Exons: 4
Coding region: 1-1299 (432 amino acids)
Biological process (GO): regulation of AMPA receptor activity; regulation of short-term neuronal synaptic plasticity
Cellular component (GO): postsynaptic membrane; postsynaptic density; AMPA glutamate receptor complex
Source: RefSeq, a predicted model, not a curated record
AUGGCGGUGAUGUUCUUGAUGGAGAUAUGCGUCCUGACACUUCAUGACAAAAGAUACCCAACUCUAUUUUUCAGCGUCCGAUUAGCCGUGGCAAAGAAGAGGAGAGAAGAGCGCAGGAUGAAAAGAACUGGCUUACUACUGGGUUACUUUUUGAUGAAAGUUCUUGUGUGCGACGCGGAAGGAGAGCCUGGGAAAAACCUGGAUGGUUUGGUGACGGCGUCCGGGUCCAACGACUCCAGAGACGGGGAAAGCGGUCUCUCUGAGACCCCUCACACGGAGGACAGGUGUCGGGGCUAUUAUGAUGUGAUGGGUCAGUGGGAUCCUCCGUUCGUGUGCCGGACGGGUAGCUACCUGUACUGUUGCGGGACCUGUGGCUUCAGGUUCUGCUGCGAGUUUAAGAACUCCAGAUUAGAUCAGACCACCUGCAAAAACUACGACACCCCGCCGUGGUCCAUGACAGGCAGGCCACCGCCGAAGAUGAUGGACCAACACGAUCCGACUAAGGAUAAAACAAAUUUGAUUGUGUAUAUCAUAUGUGGAGUAGUUGCUAUCAUGGCGCUGGUUGGGAUAUUCACCAAACUUGGCUUGGAGAAGGCGCAUCGACCUCACAGAGAGAACAUGUCGAGAGCGCUGGCCGAGGUGAUGCGCCAGACAGCUCCAGGAGAACAUGUGGAGAGAGAGGAGAGCUUGGUGGUGCAUGGACAACACUACGAGAACAUGCAGGCCAGAGCAACAGGAAACAACCUGCAGGGUGCCCAAAUAAACAGUGUGGGACCUGGGUCAUCUAUGAUGCAAGCUAUGACACAAUACCCUGCCCUUGGACAGGUACCUGUAGCCCACCCCUAUGAACCAUCUCAACCUGGAAAGGAGCUCAACAAGUAUGCUUCGCUCAAGGCUGUGGCUGAAAAAGCAAAUGAAAACUUCUACACUAACAGACGGCACCUAGCCGACCUGGCAGCGAAAGGCACUCUUCCUAUGCACUCGGUGAGUCUGGAGCAGGAGCCCACCAACCCUUACAGCCCCGAGUUGCCCUGCCAAAAGCAGAAUGGACACAAGUCUAAAAGCACCAAGGUCCACAGUUCCCACCCGCUUGCUUUUGGCUCGAACACCAUUGCCAAUCCCGGCAUGCUGAAGGGCUGGGAGAUGACAGAAACGCUGGGUCACCGGCACACGUACGCCCCCAAGAAGCACAGCGCCACCGUGGACCAAGUGAACAUGCUGACAUCCGCCUACAGCCAGCACUACCUACCACCACAUCCAUAUUUUGUCACUAACAGCAAGACUGAGGUGACCGUGUGAACGGGGCUGCAACACCGGGUUUAUCGAGCCCAGGCCUGAGUGGAUGCGUGGAUCGGAGAAUGAGGAUAAUAAAGGAAGCCUGAUAGAGGAAGAAGUGUGGAUUAGGACCCCGUCCUGCUGGAAGGAUUGACCGAGCGGUCUGGCUCAAGAUCUG